This is a messenger RNA of Strongyloides ratti, 870 nucleotides long. RefSeq lists its product as hypothetical. The record is from RefSeq and is a predicted model, not a curated record. Lineage: Eukaryota; Metazoa; Nematoda; Chromadorea; Rhabditida; Strongyloididae. The transcript has a single exon. The coding region runs from base 1 to 870 and encodes 289 amino acids.
AUGAUAUUUGGUGGUAUUGUUCCUGAUAUCCAAAGACUUGAUUAUGAAAUUUCAUAUGUUGACCCAAAAAGAAUAUAUGGUAUUGAUAAUGGUGGGAAAUUGUAUACGAAAAAUGGUAUGAAUCACAUUCUAGGAAGUGGUGAUAAUGAAAAAAUUGAAAAAAAAUCUCUUAAAGAAAUAGAUACAACUUCAAUAAAAUCUACCAUAACUACAUUCAUUUCGGAUGAAACUUUAAAUAUACAUUCACACCAAACUUCAAAUGAUAAUCUAAUGUCUAUUAUGACAGAAUCAUGUACAUCAAAUGUAUCAACCAAAAGUUUAAAAGAACAAUCAGAUUCUAAUGUUUAUCAAUUAUCAACACCAAUAAAUGUACAAUUUAAAAGAUUACACUUAGAAGAUAUACAAAAAUUGAAUACUCCAAUAAAACCAUUAGAACAAACAAUUAAAGAGUAUUCUAAAGAGAUAACAGAAAUGACACCAAAAGUAAUUGAAGCAUGGAAAAGUUACACAACAAAUUUUCAGGAAUUAAUAAAAAAAUGUAACUUACCUGAAAAUUUUCCAAUGCCUAAUACUUUUAAAGAUCAUUAUGAAGAAACUAAUGACGUUGAAAUCAAUUGUUAUCAGGAGAAUGAUAAAUUAGAAUCAUUAAAUUUAAUCACUACACUUAUUGGUCCGUUGAUUGAAGAGCCUACAAGUAUAGGAAUGACAUUCUCAUUAAAAAAAGAAUUUGAUAUGUAUCAUCAGGCUUAUAUUACAAGGAAUAUGAAUUCUAAUAUAAAGAAAAAUAUUACAGCUAAUGAUAAUAAAAAUAAAUCUCACAAAAAUCGUUUAAGAAGGUUUAAUAAUUUUUUCUCAAAAAUAUUUUUUUGA